AUGUAGCUUCAAUAAAACAAAUUAAUUUCAACCGGAAAAUCCAUGAUUAAUUCAACAUUCAAGACAAACUUUGUAUAAUUUUUUUUCUUUGUAUUGUUUUCUUUAGAUUAAACUGAAUAAUCAACAGUGUAUGAAAAUCUUUUUGGAACAACCGCAAUAAAUGGUAUAUUAUUGAAUAUAUAAUAGAUUGGCAAUUCACAGUUUAUAAUUAAUAUUGUAAUAUUGGACUAGAAACGUGUGACACUUCAACUAUUCUUUCAAUCAAUUAAUGCUAGAAUUUGAUGUAUGACGUGUUUUUAUAUAAAACAUUUUAACUAUAAGCUCAUUAUGAAUUAAGUAUUUCUUUUAAGUUUUGGAGGUAACUAAAGAUCUUUUAAUUUAUAGAAUAGAUAAUUGGCAGAAUAAGAAAUUCUUGCUCUAUAUAGAUCUACAAUUGGUUUAUUCAGAAGAGUAUUCAACAUCAUAAGGAAUUUAAAAUAUUUGCUAAGAUUCAAAUUAUAAUGAUGAAAUUUAUUAGAUUUAAAAAACUAUUGAUCAUUUUUAUUCCAGUGCUACAAUAAUCAUGAUAGCAGAAUAAGGAUAUUGGGGUAUUUCUGAAAUUGUAAUAUCUAUUGCAGAUUGCCCUUAAGGAUGUGAAUCUUGUAAUUAAAAUGGAUGUAUAAAUGAAAAUUUGUUCUUAUCAAUGUUGAAUUACAUAUUAAUAAAUUCGAUUAGUGAUUCUGAGGGAUGGAUCACAGAUGGAAUCCUUCAAACUUACUUAGGAUAUUGUUUGGGUAAUUCUUAUAUAUAUUAUAAGAUUUUAAUUAUCUAAGAAGUUAAGGGGAUCAUUUAAUUAAAGAGUUCUAAUUAGAAUCCCAUUCAGCAAUCAGUUUUUAGUUUAAAGUUAUAAUUUUGAAUUCUAAUCCCACAUUAAUAUAAAUUGAAAUAGAUGAUGUAAUUGUAGAAACAAUCUAAUAUUCCUAAAGUUGGGUAGAAUAUUCUGGUGUUUUGUGCUCCUAUAUUACUUUAAGAUAUGUAAAGAUACAAUCAUAUCAACAUAAUAAUAUAAAUCUUAAAUUAGCUGUAAAAGGGUCUUUGAAUUUAUUUAAUAUAAAUUAUUCAGGUCCAGGUAUUCGUAUUAGGGAUUUUAAACUAUUUUUAUAAUCUAAUCAAAAUAAUGUGAUUGAAAGUGCAAUAUAUUUUUAUGAAUAUUCAGAUUCUCCAAUAAAUUUAGAAGGUUGCAGUGAGCUUAUAAAUAGUGUAUGUUGGAAUUGUUUUGAAGGUUGGUAAUUUAAUUAAUUGGAAUAAAGUUGUAUACCAAUAUGUGGAGAUCGUAUUAUAACUUAAUUUGAAGAAUGUGAUGACGGGAAUAAUUUUCCUUAUGAUGGUUGUCAUUUAUGUAAAUUUUCAUGUCCUUUAUUUUGUAAUUAAUGCUUAUUUGGAAAAUGCUUUAAUUGUUAAAUUCCAUUUUUUUUAUCAGAAAAGACUUGUUAAUUGGAUUAUUUAGGAUUGGAUAUCUUUAAAAUUUUAUAAUAUUAAGAACCUUAUUUAUAAAAUUAAGUAACUUUUUUUCCAAAAGAUGACAUAAAUGUUUAGAAUCAAUACCAAAUUGAUUAUAGAUAAUAAUUAAAUGAAAUUCAAAAUUUGAAUAAAAAUAUAUCCUAAUCUUAGAAUUUAGAUUAAAAUGAAUAUCAUUUUACUAAAAUAGAUAAUUGUAGGAAUUUUUAAUUUGGAACUUGCUUGCAAUGUCAUGAAUCAUAUGAAUUUAAUUUGAAUAAAAAAUAAUGUUUACCUAAAUGUAGUGAUGGCAUAAUUAUAUAGUAUGAAGAAUGUGAUGAUUAAAAUAACAUUCAGUUUGAUAGGUGUUACAAAUGUUAAAUGAGUUGUUAAAUAUAAUGUAUUACUUGUAAGAAUAGUAUAUGUUUAUAAUGUUUAGAUGGAUGGUAACUAUUAGAGGAUACAUGUUAAUAAAUUUGUGGAGAUGGAUAAAUAGCCAUAUUAUCAAUAGAAUAAUGUGAUGAUGGCAACAAUUAAGCUUAUGAUGGAUGCUAUGAAUGUAAGUUUGAAUGUGAUUCUAAUUGCUUAUAUUGUGUGGAUAAUUAUUAUUGUUUACUUUGUAAAACACAUUUUGAACUAAAUAAUAAUUAUUACUGUUAACCUAUAUGUGGUGAUGGUAUUAUUAUAUAAGGAUUUGAAGAUUGUGAUAAUUCAAAUAAUGAUCAAAGUGAUAGUGAAUGUGAUAUAGGUUGUGAAUAAUGUGAAUUAGGAAGUUGCAAAUAAUGUAAUCUAGAAUAUUAACUAAUCAAUGGAAAAUGUAAUAACCAUCAAAUAAUUAAUAACAUAAAUUAAGAAUUAGAAAUUUACUAAUCAAUUGAUAAGUGUGGAGAUGGAAUUCUAGGUUUAAAUGAAGAAUGUGAUGAUUAAAAUAAUAAUGAUAAUGAUGGAUGCUCUAAACUAUGUCAAAUUGAAGCUAAUUGGAAUUGCUAUGUAUUCAUUUAUUAACCAAGUGAUUGCUUUCAAAAAACUUCUCUAUUUUUAUCUUAUUUAAAUUAAACAAAUCAAUAUUAAUAUGUUAAAAUAUCAUUUACAAAUAAUAUUGAUUUUAAUUAAAUUCCUGAUAAUUUUAACAGUUCAAUAAAAUUUAUUAUUCAAGAUGUCAAAAAAGAAGAUUAUGCAAUAAACUUUUUGAAUGUAAUUGAUACUAAUUAAAAAAUUAAUCAAAGUAAUUAUGAAUUAGAAAUUGAAAUGAAAAAAUCUUUUUAGAGUUCAUUAACAUUAAUUGUAUGGAUUGAAUCUAUUUUAUUUGAUGAAAACUUAUUUAUUGUUGAUACUGGUAAGAAAAGUCUAAAAUUAAAACCAAUUAAAAUAUUAAGUCAAACUCAAAUAUCUAUUUCUAAUACUUUCAAAGAACUUGGGUUUGGAAUGCUCCUUGGCUUAGGUUGUAGCAGUAUUUUGUUAUUUAUAUUUGGUAGUAUUCAAGAAUCAACAGAUAUAUUAAAUAUCUUAGUAUUUUAAUCCAAUUUAAGAUUUAUAAAUGCAGACUUUCCAUAAAACUUAGAAAUUUACUUUUAAUCUUCAGAUUUUGUAUCUCUUUAAUUUAUAUUGUAAAAGUUUUAAUUAAUAGAUAUCUUCGAUUAUUUUAUUGGUAAGGAGGAAAUAUAUUGCAUAGGCAAAUUUUUAAAAUAUAAUGUUAAUGCAGAAUUAAUAACAAAUUUAUAUGGACUAAUUAUUCAAAUUAUUCUAUUAUUUGGAGUGUUGA
This is a messenger RNA of Paramecium sonneborni, 3238 nucleotides long. The record is from the annotation of a GenBank genome assembly. NCBI's taxonomy places the organism in Eukaryota, Ciliophora, Oligohymenophorea, Peniculida, Parameciidae.